AACUACAUCAACUAUUUUAGGAUUCAGAUCGGCUAUGUUUAUCAAAAGUUAGGUAGAAUAAAAGAAAGUCAUCAGCUGUAUACCAGCAACUUGAAGCUGAAAUUGGAAGACAUUGCUUUAAUUGCGGUAGCUUGUAAUAAUGUGGUCUGCAUAAAUAAGGAUCAAAAUUUAUUUGAUUCUAAGAAGAAAAUGAAAAUAGCCUUGAAUGAUAUGCUGACAUACAAGUUACCAUCAAAACAACGAAAGUUCAUAGCUUUGAAUAAUGCUAUUUUCAACUAUUAUAUCAAUCAGACCGACCAGUGUGAGAGGGCUUGUAAGUUGAUUGAUGAACGUUGGCCUGAGUUUCAUAUAGAAACUGUUGUCUUGAGAGCACUGAAUUUGAUAAAGGCUGAAAAAGUCCAAGUUGCAAUUGAAUUGCUAAAGAAAGCUAAAACGAAGGAUGAUAAUUUGUAUAUCAAUAUGUGCAUUGCUCAAAUUUGUUUAAUGCAGGGUGAUAGAGAGAAAGCGUGUCAAAUCUUAGAAAACCUAGGUGAAGACAGCUACAAGCCUGGCAUAGUGGGAGCACUGACUACUUUAUACUUAGGAAUCGGGCAAGACGAAACAGCAUCAAAAGUUUUCGAAAAGACCGUAGCAUUCUACAAGAAAAACAAUGUGACAGGAGUUGACUUAUCUAAUUUCUGGCGACAAGCAGCAGACUUCCAUAUUAGAAAAGGACUGCCUCAAGUAGCUGCAAAUAGUUUGGAAGAGCUCUUUAAAACUAAUAAAGAUGACAUAAAACUGGUAGCUCAACUUGUUAUUGCUUACUCUCAGUUUGAUGUACCAAGAGCUGUUAAACUCAGUAAAUUCUUGAUUCCUGUUGAAGAGUUAGCUAGAGAUGUUGAUAUGGAAAGCAUAGAAACACUAUCAGUAACCACAGUGAGCUCGAAGAAACCGUCAACUGUCAAACUAGAGUCUUUACCAAGUACCCCCCGUGAAGAUUCUGCAAAAAAAAACAGGAAACAUAAAAAAAGAAAAGGAAAGUUACCCAAAAAUUAUGAUGCUAGUGUACAACCCGACCCAGAACGAUGGCUACCAAAGUAUGAAAGAACUGGUUAUCGCAAGAAAAGGGACCGUAGAACAAAAGAGGUUAUCAAAGGUUCACAGGGCACUGCUUCUGGACAGGCUGAACAAUAUGAUUUUUCAAAAUAUGUAGACGAAUCUUCAGAUACCACUGGAUCAACAGUUGAACCAUCUCCCAAAGUUAAACCUCAACAUCAACAGAAAAAGAGUCAGCAGAAGCGUAAAAAUAAAAGGCGAUAAUUGCAUUCUCCUUUCAUUUUAUUCUGCAUUUAUUGAUAAGGUGGUAAAUAAAAGAAUAUUUAUAUGGUUUUCA
Molecule: messenger RNA, 1372 nt
Organism: Leptinotarsa decemlineata (Colorado potato beetle)
Lineage: Eukaryota; Metazoa; Arthropoda; Insecta; Coleoptera; Chrysomelidae
Gene: Srp72
Product: Signal recognition particle 72
Biological process (GO): SRP-dependent cotranslational protein targeting to membrane
Cellular component (GO): signal recognition particle, endoplasmic reticulum targeting
Molecular function (GO): 7S RNA binding; ribosome binding; protein binding
Source: RefSeq, a predicted model, not a curated record